Schistosoma rodhaini is the source of this 653-nucleotide messenger RNA. The record is from the annotation of a GenBank genome assembly. NCBI's taxonomy places the organism in Eukaryota, Metazoa, Platyhelminthes, Trematoda, Strigeidida, Schistosomatidae.
CUAGAUUUCACUAGUUGUUUGUCUUAUCUAGUACACAAUAGUAAAUACUAUUUUUAUAGGUGACGUUUCGGAGAAAUUAUCACUUGGUGGUAUGCCCACACUAAGUCGGAAAAAACUACACCAUCAGCUGGAAAAUGUUAAGACAUUUCAAAACCCAAAACUUGAGUUUGAACAGUACUGCACCUCAGCGCAAGUUGCAGCGGACAUCUUGUUUAAUAUUCAAAUGACAGAUAAUGCAUUGGAAGGGAUGUCUGUAGCCGAUCUUGGAUGUGGUACUGGAAUGUUGUCUAUUGGUGCUAAACUCCUUGGAGCUAAUUGUGUACUUGGGUUCGAAAUUGAUGAGGAUGCUGUAAAUCAGUUCCAAUCAAACCUAGAAACAUGUGAAAUGCUAGAUGAAAAUAUUGACGUCACUUUGUGUGAUGUAGUACGGCUCUUUCAUGAGAACAACAACAAAUUUGUGGAUACAGUUAUCUUAAAUCCACCUUUUGGCACUAACCCAAAAAAUAAUGGUGACGUCUCACUGACACAUCGAUCUUAUUUUUUCAGGUAUUGACAUGGCGUUCCUACGUGCUGCGCUGUCCAUUGCCCAUUUACAUGUAUAUUCACUUCAUAAAACCACUACACGAAACCAUGUUCUACAUACAAUACAGAGU